This is a messenger RNA of Pygocentrus nattereri (red-bellied piranha), 2974 nucleotides long. Its product is annotated as atrial natriuretic peptide receptor 2-like. The coding region runs from base 47 to 2572 and encodes 841 amino acids. The record is from RefSeq and is a predicted model, not a curated record. Gene Ontology annotation, molecular function: ATP binding; guanylate cyclase activity; peptide receptor activity. Lineage: Eukaryota; Metazoa; Chordata; Actinopteri; Characiformes; Serrasalmidae. Gene Ontology annotation, biological process: protein phosphorylation; intracellular signal transduction; receptor guanylyl cyclase signaling pathway. The transcript is spliced from 23 exons.
ACCAAGUCAGUCUGCGCCAAACACCCACACCGACCAGCCGAUUCUCAUGGCUCUAUGGUACAGCCUUGCUCUCUCAUUCCUUCUGGUUUCCAUCCAGGUCCUGGAGGUUGAAGGUUGGCAUGACUUGGAUAAUACUGAAUAUGACUGCUGGCCAAUAACGGACCCAAACGAUUACAACAUGAUCAGCUGUGGUGGGUUGGAGAUGGCCUGGGUGCAGCGUCCCCCAGAGAAAAUCGCAGACGGGGAAGAGUUUAAUGUUACCUAUUCAGUCACAGCCUCAGACACCUUUUAUGAAUAUGCAGUCAAGAACAGGAUCCUCCAGUUCAGUAAUGCUUCAGAGGCUAAGAGAUUCUGCUAUGAACACGAGUGUCCCACCAACUGGAACAAUGCCAACGAGCACAACUGCUGUGUAUACCACGCCAACAUCCACUCCUGUCCACUUGCGCUCAUGAGAGGCGGAGGGAUUUGCGGUCCUUGGAUCCCAGAUGAUGGUGAGAUUGUGACCCAUACUGUGUCUAAAGCAGGCAAGAUGAGCCAGCUUCUCUGGACCUCAAAGGUGGUGCUUGUCCAUUUAGGACUGACCUCUGUCAUUGCACAUAUCAAAGUGGGGCAGAUGCACGCUGCGCUGGAGUCCAAAGUGCUUGUUGUUAGUGCUCAAGUGUGUGGAGAUGAUAUCUGUGAGCUGGAGGAGAGCUGUCUGACAUGUCCUGCCGACUGUGGUGUGUGCCCUAUGGCCAUGACCAUCAGGAUGGCCAUUGGCCUUCCAGUAGCUCUGUUUUGUAGCGGCUUCAUCUUAACUGUGGUGUGGCUGCAAUACCAAAAGCAGAAGUUGUUUUGGGAUGAGAGUUGGAUCAUCAAUUACAAUAACAUCUUGUUUGGCAAAGCCUGCUAUAUGGGCUUCUGUAGCGCCACAAGUCUACAACCAGUGAAGAGCAGCUCCAGCAUCAGCCGGGCCACAGAUGUGACAGUGUGUACGGUGGUAAACACCAGCUUCAAGUCCGGCUUCAUUCAGCCAGGCAUCUAUGAUGGAAGGACAGUAGCUGUGAAACACAUCCAAAAGAAGCACUUCACUCUCUCCAAAACAAUCCGGAAAGAGGUGAAAGAGGUUAGGGAGCUUGAUCAUCCAAACUUGGCUAAGUUCAUUGGAGGCUGCAUCGAGGUCCCCUUCAUUAGCAUCAUCACAGAGUACUGUCCUAAAGGAAGCCUUGCUGAUGUUCUCUUGAAUGAAGACAUUCCUAUCAACUGGGGCUUUCGUUUAUCCUUUGCCACUGAUAUUGCUCGUGGGAUGGCUUACCUGCACCAGCACAAAAUGUUUCAUGGGCGACUUCACUCCCGCAAUUGUGUUGUUGAUGAUCGAUGGGUCUGCAAAAUUUCAGACUAUGGUCUGAUGGCCUUUAGAAAAGAGGAUUCUGAAACACUAAGCGGUACUUUCCACUGUGAAAACCUUUACCGCACUUACUGCGCCCCAGAGAUUUUGCUGGGCAGCUCUAGCGCCACCACAGCUGCAGCUGAUGUGUACAGCUAUUCCAUUAUCUUAGUGGAGAUAGCCACCCGCAGUGACCUUAUUUCGGAGCAGAUUGAGUCCAUGAAACUGGACAUCACAUGGCGUCCUCCGCUUCCUGAACUGAAAGCUGGGAAAUCGGACAGCGACUGCCCCAACCAAGGAGAGUACUGUGAGCUUAUCAGAAAGUGCUGGUCCCACAAUGUCACCACCAGGCCGACAUUUGAGCAGGUGAAAAAAAUACUGGACAAAAUGAAUCCACACAAAGUCAGCCCUGUCGACAUGAUGAUGAACCUGAUGGAAAAGUACAGUAAGCAUCUGGAGGCUAUAGUGGCUGAGAGGACACAGGAUCUUCUUCAGGAGAAGCAGAAGACAGACCGCUUGCUUUAUAGUAUGCUGCCUAAACCAGUGGCUGACGAUCUCAGACAGGGGCGUACAGCGGAGGCACAGAGCUACUCCAAUGCCACUGUGUAUUUCAGCGACAUAGUAGGUUUUACCCAGCUCUCGGGCUCCAGCACUCCUCACCAGGUCGUAGAUUUCCUCAAUAAACUCUACACCACCUUUGAUGACAUCAUUGACAACUAUGACGUCUACAAAGUGGAGACUAUUGGAGAUGCUUAUAUGGUCGUGUCUGGUGUACCAAACGAGAAUGGCAUCAAUCAUGCAGGUGAAAUUGCCAGCAUGGCUCUGGAUUUAAUCAGCGUUUGCCAUGCAUUUAAGAUCCCACACAAGCCUACCACGCAGCUGAAAAUACGGGCCGGCAUCCAUUCAGGUCCUGUGGUGGCUGGAGUGGUGGGCACUAAAAUGCCACGUUACUGUUUAUUUGGAGACACUGUGAACACAGCAUCCCGCAUGGAGUCCACUAGUGAAGCUUUAAAGAUUCAGUGUAGUGAAUCUACAGCUGAUCUGCUUCACACUCUUGGAGGAUAUGUCCUGGUCUGCCGUGGCACUCUAAAUGUAAAGGGCAAAGGUGAGAUGACAACUUGGUGGCUGGAGACAAAAAGAGGCCCCAUGGAUCCUCUUCCUUCAAAUGAAGAGCCACAGCAUGGGCCUGUCCCAGUUAGCAACUGACCUCUCUCCAGAGAAACAACUGUCUACUGUCCUCAUUGUUCUGUAUUAGUACAGUGAGUGUGUACUCUGCCAUCAUGAGUAGGCUAAAAGUUGCUUUACUGCGCUAUUAAACUGUGAACGAAACUGUGAUGUGACAUUAAUGACUGUGUAUUUGUAUUCAGUAUAAAUGCAUUCAUUGUUGUCUUGUAGAAUGCAUAGUUCUGCAUUUAGACAUAUUUUUCCAGUUCUUAACUCUUUGUAUUGACUUCUUUUGUAAUGUCUCUGGUUGGUUAUGAACAGACUGAGAGGUCCAUGUUGAUAAGUAAUACAUUGCGAAUUAACAGUUUAUUAAGAAGAAUUAUAGAAGAAUAUGAACAGUUUGCAAAUGUAGUAUUUUUUUUAUCAAUGUAAGAUGUCUCAAUA